Molecule: messenger RNA, 2088 nt
Organism: Polyodon spathula (Mississippi paddlefish)
Lineage: Eukaryota; Metazoa; Chordata; Actinopteri; Acipenseriformes; Polyodontidae
Gene: btd
Product: biotinidase
Exons: 5
Coding region: 217-1761 (514 amino acids)
Molecular function (GO): hydrolase activity, acting on carbon-nitrogen (but not peptide) bonds, in linear amides
Source: RefSeq, a predicted model, not a curated record
UUAACAAGAUUUCAAAGCGCCUGCGAGUCACCUUGCACAACAGUGUCACAGAAGAGACGAAGCCCUCUGCAAACGCUUGCUUCUCAGCCCAGUGUGUGUCAUCAAAUGCAUGGUAAAUAAGGAUCUAAGCAUAAAAGCCAGCAAGCUCCCUCACCAACAACGUAAAAAAAAAAGGAAGCACCAACUUGAAACAAGAUCUGCAAGGGUAAAAAAAAAAUGUCCUUGUUUGUCAUGGUAAUCGUUGCUGUUUUGUGGCAGUGUCAUACUGCCGCUUCAAAAGAGGACAGUGGACAUUACAUUGCUGCUGUUUAUGAGCACAGAGUCAUGCUGAACCCAAACCCCAGUCACGUGUGCAGCCGGCAGGAAGCGCUGGAGCACAUGAACAAAAACCUGGAGAUAUUUGAACAACAAGCAACCGAGGCAGCUAAACAAGGAGCUCAGAUAAUUGUGUUUCCAGAGGAUGGUAUUCAAGGCUUCAACUUUACAAGAGAGUCAAUUCAAGGGUAUGUGGAGUGUAUCCCAGACCCCAAAUUGGUGACAUGGAGCCCCUGUUUACAUCCACAAAGGUUCCCUAACACAGAGGUUCUACAUCGUCUAAGCUGUAUGGCAAGAAAUAACAGAAUGUACUUGGUAGCAAACAUGCCGGAUCAGCAGGAGUGUAACCACAGUGAACCACAUUGUCCUCCCGAUGGAAGAUACGUUUUCAAUACUGACGUGGUCUUCCGUGAUGACGGGACUCUGAUCGCCAAGUAUCACAAACAAAACUUGUAUUUUGAGGCAGCUUUCAAUACCCCACCAGAAUAUGAGCAUGUCACAUUCGACACACCAUUUGCUGGGAAGUUCGGCAUCUUUACUUGCUUUGACAUACUCUUUUACGAGCCUACCAUAACUCUAAUAGAAAAGUAUAAGGUGAAGCAAAUCAUCUACCCCACUGCCUGGAUGAAUCAGCUACCACUACUGUCUGCUAUUCAGAUCCAGCAGUCAUUUGCAACUGCAUUUGGAUUAAACAUUCUGGCAGCCAAUAUUCUCCGUAUUGACUUGAAUAUGACGGGCAGCGGCAUAUAUACCCCUUCACACUCGGUUUACCAUUACAACACAGAUACUGAGGAAGGCAGACUUCUAGUGACCAAGGUUCCUGUGCUCACAAACAGUGGUGGUGGCUCUUUUAAGAGCAACGUCUGUGAGGUUUCCAAUGUGCAGCCCCAUACACAAUCUUCAUUCUUUGUAAAAAGAGACCGAGAGUGUAGUGGACACUCUAUACCAAGUCUCGAAUCUGCCCAGGCCCCUUCCAGCACCUUCCAUGCAAUAAUGAUGUAUGAUAAUUACACGUUUGUCCCUGUUGUCGAAACACAAGGUGACUUGACAGUAUGUGAUGGCUAUUUCUGCUGCCGAGUCACAUAUCAACGAACCAGCCCUACCAGUGAGCUCUAUUCCCUCGGUGCUUUUAAUGGGCUGCACACAGUCCACGGUAUUUAUUACCUGGAGGUGUGCGCCCUGGUCAAGUGUGCAAACUCAAGCUGGGAAAGCUGUGGAGAAGGAGUUGCAGAGGCCGAAAGCAGUCUAGAUUUCCAUUUACAGGGGAACUUUACUACCCCUUAUAUUUUCCCACAGAUACUGGCUAGUGAGAUGCGGCUUGCCACAGCAGACAGCACGGGCUGGGACAGAGGCAGCUACAUCAUGAGUAAGAAAGGCAUGUCUGUUGGCCUUGUAACUGCUGCUUUGUACGGAAGGGUUUAUGAAAGAGACCAUACACUAGUGUGAAAAUUUAAAUGUACUGUAGGUUAUUAAAAUAAUGAUGUAUAUAAUUAAGCACAAACUCAUUUUCCCUUCUAGUAACACAUUUCUCAAAACUGACACAAGGCCACUGGCUUCUGUCAAGUCACUUUGACAGCUUCCCCUCACAGCUCUGGAAACACUUCCUGCUGUCUUCAGUCCUGGGCGCCACCGCUUCUUUUCCCUAGAUUUAUGAGUUGGGGUUCGUUUUAAUCAAUAUGUGAUGGAAAGUAUGUAUAGUGGUCCAGUGGUUAAAGAAUAGGGCUUGAUACCAGGAGGCUCCUGAUUCAAUUCCCAGCUCAGCCACUGAGUUAC